Sclerotinia sclerotiorum 1980 UF-70 is the source of this 1746-nucleotide messenger RNA. RefSeq lists its product as hypothetical. The coding region runs from base 1 to 1746 and encodes 581 amino acids. Lineage: Eukaryota; Fungi; Ascomycota; Leotiomycetes; Helotiales; Sclerotiniaceae. The record is from RefSeq and is a predicted model, not a curated record. The transcript has 3 exons.
AUGCCUUGCUUCAAAGGUAUUGCCGUCAGUGUCCAUGCUGAAGGAUCACCACUUCCUGAGUACGGUGUAAUUAAACAAUCAAGAUUCAGUCGUAUUAACACAUUCAUCCCCGUGCCCCAACCAAAGAUUCCCCGCGAUUCGACUACGAACAAGCCUGAAGCCGCCAAAUUUGCUAUCUCAAUUACGUUGUUAACACCAGGUCUUCCAAUUCCUUAUAGCACACCGAAAGCAACUCCCUCGAACCCUUAUCCUCAGCCUCAAACCGUUGCUGGCUUGCCUGGCUUUGGAGAGAAGACAAAUUUCAGUGGUCAAGUCGGGCCCUACAUACCGAUCACCAAGUCAGAAAAUGAAACAAUCGCUGCAUACAUCUAUUUCGAUGGCAGAGCAAAGGAAGAAGUAGCAACGCUUCUACGACCGAGCGAAGAGACAUGGGUAAAUUCUCGAUGGGUGCAGGUUCCCGAUUCUGAAGGAGGGGGAUUGGCUGAACGGGAAUUCUUGUUUCGUGAGGUUGGAUUAGAGCGAUGGUUGAACGGACUUGAUCUCGAUGGACAAGAUGCAGCUGCAAGGAUCGAGAAGCGUCGACAAAAGUUUGAGAAGCGUCGCAGGCGCAGAAAGGAGGAGAAUGGCAGCGACGAUGAGCUCGCAGAUAUGAUGACACCAAGAAAGCGAUCAACAGCACGAGAGGUUUUACGAUAUGGAGCAGAUGAGCAAUCACCCGUCGAAAAAGUUUCAGAUGACGAUAGCUUCAGCUCUGACUCGGACGGCGAUGACGCCCUACCAGAAGCUGCAGGACAAAUCAAAGUUGCUAUGUUUCGAGUACUUGCAUCUGGAGAAAUCAAGCGCGGUGAAUAUUCUCCACAGUUUGAUGCCCAUGAUGACGACGAGGAAGGAGAGAAGGGCAAUGCAGAAGGGGGAGAUGGAGCAGAUGUUGAUCACACCACAAGUUUUGCAAAACCAAAGACUUUGGAUCCAAAAUCUAUUAGCACCCAGACUGUCACUGGCAUAGACGGACCUGACAGACCUUUCGCGGUAUUCACAUUCUUCUAUCGAGGCGAGCGCCAAUUGCAAAAGAUGGGCAUUUUACCAAAUUCGAAGCAGGAAAAGAUAACCAGCAGUGCUACAAAACGACGAUCAAGACAAUUGGACUUUGGAAAUCUGGCUCCUCUGAAAUCUACUGGAACUGUUGGAUUUUCCGCCUUUAGAGAUAACGAUACCUCCACAAAGCGCAGCAAAUCUGGAAAGAAGAGCAAUGGUAACGCUAACUUGAUGGAAGACAGUGAUGAUGAUGACGAUGACGAUAACAGGGGGGUAAAGAUGGAAGAAGUGGAUGAUAAGGAUGACCCACAUAAGACUUUGAGUACAGAAGACGCAAAGUUUCAAGGAGAGUUAGCAGAUGGAGUCGGACGAAUCAAGUUGAAACGCCAACAUUCCGGCGGAAAUUUGAAUACCAACUUGGGCAAAUCUUCUAACUCGGCCAGCAAUACGUCUGGCAAUGCUACUCCUGCUACCAAUGGAGACAACAACAGCUUAACUUUACCAAACAAUGUAUUUGGAGGAAGUCUUACAGGCGACAACUUUGUGGGCAGUCCUAUGAAGAAACACAGAGCGAGCCUUCUCGGUGACGAGUCCUUAGAGAAACGACUAGCAGGAUACUCAAGUGGUCUUGACGUUGUAGCAGCUGCCGAAGCUGCACAGACUCCCCUCCCUGAACCGGCAAUGAAGGAUGUUGAUGAAGAAGAAUUAUGA